Messenger RNA from Cervus elaphus (red deer), 594 nucleotides. RefSeq names its product histone-lysine N-methyltransferase 2B-like. The coding region runs from base 1 to 594 and encodes 197 amino acids. The record is from RefSeq and is a predicted model, not a curated record. NCBI's taxonomy places the organism in Eukaryota, Metazoa, Chordata, Mammalia, Artiodactyla, Cervidae. The transcript has 3 exons.
AUGGUGCCGGCGGGACCAGGCCCCGCGCCUCCGCCGCCAGCCUGUCCACCUGCCCCACCCCCGGCCUUGCGUGCUGCGUUCUGGGGCGUGAGCGUCUGGGCUCGGCCGGAGGACAGUAGCAUCGGUCCUAGGAUGACAGGGCCAUUUCCUUCCCGGCGGGGGCCAAAUCCUCGGGAAGCCGAUCCAUCCUGUCCAGCUACCUGUCCCAAGCGGGGCGCAGGCCGUGUCGCCUCUUUAGGAGGCUUCGGAGAACCGGCCACGCUGACCCUCUCAGACUCGGCACCGCACCGUCACCGGGCGGCAGUGGGGGGGCUGCGCAGUCACGCGCGCACCACACUUGCGCUCAGAAGCGCGCAGGGCUCUCUCUCUCCGCCCCGCACACCUGGGCUCCGCCCCCUGGUUCCCGGCCGGCGGCCGAAGGCUUUGGGGGACCCAGAGCGGCUGCGGCAGCGCCCCCCUUCUCCUUCUCUUUCCACGGCUGGAGUUGUCCGGAGCCUGUCGCCGGUCCCAACCAGCCCUCAUCCCUUUCCAUCCUUCCCUCCCCCCACCCCUGCCGCGGCACGGGUAUCUGCAGCCGCAGCCCGGAGCCCUUGA